CGUUGUUGCUAGGUAGGAUCCCCGCAUAAUGUCUGGCCAACCGUUAGGCGACGGUAAUUUUUAGCGCUCACCAAAGUAAGUUCAGAGCCAUCGUUGAGAUGGACGUCAUGGACCCGAAACAACCGAAAAAGUGCCUGGGGCCCAGAUAAGCAUCAACGGCACUACCGGGGACUUGUGGUAAGAACGUCCGCUGUGACGCGCUGAAAAUAAACGGACCGGGAGAGGCCGAGUAAAAUGAAAACGUAACGAGGGGAUGGGUCAACGAGUGAGUUCCUGACAUAUAAUACGCUGUGAAGCGUACACGAGGUUCAGACGUCUUGCGGCAACCUACUCACUUUUCUCCGCUCCGCACCCUCGCUCUUCGGAUCAAGCAAGAACGCAAGAAACAAUAUGGAGAAAAUGGAGAAGAUGACGACUCGAAGCGAGCCAACGACGACGGAAAAGAAUGAGGCGAUGCCACAUCAGCCAGGCAUGGGGACACGCACACACCCGAUGAAAGUGCUGAGCCUCGGUCUUCCACGCAUGGGAUCGUACUCGAUGUGCCUCGCACUCCAGCAACUGGGCUACCAGAACGUCUACCACCUAAUCGACGACACGGCUCGACGGCCGGAAGAUUGGGACUUCUUCGCCGAGGCAGCGGACGCGCUCUUCCCCUCGCUACCGACGUACAACAAGCGAGGGAUGACGAGGGAGCAAUGGGACGUCAUUUUCGGGUCGUGCGAGGGGAUAACCGACAUUGGCAGUAUAUUCGCCAAGUCGCUCAUCGAGGCGUAUCCGGAGGCCAAGGUGAUCCUCGUGGAGAGAGAUUUCGACAGCUGGUGGAAAUCGAUGGAGAACCUCCUGGAUCUCAUCUUCGGCCGGACCGCGUGUCUCUACCGGGACGUGAUCGAGCCCGUCGCCGAAUCGGGCUUGACUAAGUCGGUGCAGAAGGUGGUAGGGGGCUGGCUGGGCGUGGAGACCCUGAACCCUUCCAUGGCCGAGCUGAGGGCCAGGGUGCGCGACGUGUACGCGAAGCAUAACGCCAUGAUCCCCAAGCUUGUGCCUGAAGAGAGGUUGCUUCGGUGUCAACUCGGUGAGGGGUGGGGGCCCUUGUGCAAGUUUCUGGAUAAGAAGGUGCCGGAUACGACGUUCCCUCAUGCAAAUGAUGCGGCUUCGUUCAAGAAGCAGGUCCAGGGGAGCAGGACGAAGUUGGCGUGGUUGGCACUACAGCGGGUCGCAUUUUGGGUUUCGGCGAUCAUGGUGGUGGGGGUGAUGAUUCUUCUGGCAGGACGAAUGCAGGGAUAUUAACUGCGAUGGCCAAAGAUGGGUUUGAU
Messenger RNA from Sodiomyces alkalinus F11, 1313 nucleotides. RefSeq lists its product as hypothetical. NCBI's taxonomy places the organism in Eukaryota, Fungi, Ascomycota, Sordariomycetes, Glomerellales, Plectosphaerellaceae. The transcript has a single exon. The record is from RefSeq and is a predicted model, not a curated record. The coding region runs from base 391 to 1287 and encodes 298 amino acids.